ACCAUUAUCGGCAGUAGUGUGAAAAUUCUACAUGACUCGACAUGACAACAUGCUCCGAAAAUGUUUAUCGUGAAGAGUAUUCAUAUUUCGUUUAACGUGAACUAUACAUCAGUGCAUGUGGAUGCCAAAGAGGAAACGAAUCCUACUAGUGAUAAUGUAGAACUUGGCGAAAUGAAGAGCAAACCGACUUUUACAGUAGAUAUAGUGAGGGGUAAUCAGACUCUAGGCUUCACGUGUUUUUUUAAUAAUCAACCUGGUGCAUCGGGUGCAGAUGAUAAUUAUAAUAACAUAUUUGGCAUCAAUGAAAUCACGCUGUAUGAAGGAGAACACAGCAAUAAGUAUCUGUACGACCUACUGAUGAACUACCUCGAGGAGAAAGGCAUUUCAAAUGAGUUUGCAGAGAAACUGAUCGAUUUGAGCACAUGCUACGAGCAUACAGCUUAUGUUAGCCUAGUGGAGGGCUUAUCAAAAUUCACAUCCGUAAAGUAAUUCUAGGAUCUAACAUUAAGUUUAUGCGAUUCGUGAUACUGUAGUUUGUAAAAGUAUAUAUAUAUA
Molecule: messenger RNA, 555 nt
Organism: Temnothorax curvispinosus
Lineage: Eukaryota; Metazoa; Arthropoda; Insecta; Hymenoptera; Formicidae
Product: complement component 1 Q subcomponent-binding protein, mitochondrial-like
Exons: 4
Coding region: 61-489 (142 amino acids)
Biological process (GO): cytosolic ribosome assembly
Cellular component (GO): mitochondrial matrix
Source: RefSeq, a predicted model, not a curated record